Moneuplotes crassus is the source of this 1824-nucleotide messenger RNA. Lineage: Eukaryota; Ciliophora; Spirotrichea; Euplotida; Euplotidae. The record is from the annotation of a GenBank genome assembly.
AUUGUUUCCAACAAUACGGCAAAGAUGAACUACAGGCUACACAAGAAGAACUUUGGGAGGAACCACUUCCAGAUUAUUAAGGAUAUGUCCGUUGAUAAUGCCCUUCGAAAUUUUAAGCGUGAGAAGUUCCCUCGCGAAUAUAACCAGCAGAGGAAUAGUAAUCUUAAUAAUAGUGAGCUGAUAAAUUCCUCAUUCGAUUAUGCGAAAGACAGCAGGAGAAAUCUUAAUAUUAGCGAUGGAAAUAUUAGAAGGAAUCUUUCGAAUGAACCUAUCAAGAAUGUUGGGUCUCAAGAGUCAAGAGUGAGGCCAAAUUACUUACAAGCAAAUAUUGAUGAACUACGGUCCAACUCAGCUCAGGCUUAUGUCAAGAGAAAAGCUAGGAGCAACGGGAAUAUUCAUUACACUCCGGGUGAAGAGGAAUAUAAAGGAGGAAACAUUAUGCUUUUUAACAAUUUUAAAAUGCACAAAGAUAAAAUCAUGAAAAAGUACAAACAGAGAGAAGUCAAGUCUGAAGAGAGGGUCAAUGGAAUCAAUAAUGGAAGAAGGAUCUUUAGCAAACAAAAUUUCGAGCAAAGACCUAUUCUACCUGUGAAUCCUGACAAUCAGAGCAAGAAAAUGUACUACCUCGAGUUUCUUAGUGGGCAACCUGUUUGGAACUUGGUUAAGGACAGAGAGAACAAGUUUGGAGAUAAUACCCAAAGAAUUGAGAGUCUUGAGGCAUCCUCUUUAGAUAAAUAUAAGCAGGAGAAGAAUUACAAGACCAGGAGCAAGCCUAAAGUCAAUAUUAUCAAAAGCAAGCAUGGAAAAGCAUUUUGAAAUAUAAAUGAAUACAAGAACCAAGCCAUUAAGCCAAUGAAGAAUAUAGCUAAGCCUUUAAGAAAUAAGGAGAGAAUUUUUAAACAGCAGACUGAGUUCUUACCCUCUCCUGAGAUGGAAAGCGACCCUCUGAGUAUGACAUUUAAUAAAUCUGGAAAUAAUACUUCAAUGAAGGAAUGUCCAUACAAGAAUUGUGGGUCUGAUCUGACUAAGACAACUUCAGCCUCAACCAAAAAGAGAGAGAGUGAUCAAAACAUACAAUUCGAAGUGAGUAUAGACUCUUCCAAAAAGGCAAUGGAAAGUCUAAACUCUCAGAAAAUCAAAAAGGGGAUUUUCUCUUCAGUCAAUAUUCCUGGAUUAUCCAAAAGCGAUCUGCAUAGCCCUAAGAAGAGAAAGCCACAAGUAUUUGAUCAAAAAUCUCAGCGUAACAAUGAUUUAUUUCAGGGUAUAAAGCACAGAGAUCUCCUUAACAUGAGCUUCCAAGAUACAGCUAUUUUCAAGAAUGAUAAAAAUGAGUAUUCCAAAGGUAUCCCCGUGAAACCAGAGAUAAAUAGUUAUUACAACUCUGAAACUAAAGUCAAGAAUUACAAAGAAUCUUUCAAGAAUAAGUCCCUUGAUAAGGAGUUCAGCAUCAGAAACAUGAGCUAUGGGGAGAACCAAGACGAUCCUUUUCUAAACUCCAACUCUUCAAAAUCGUUUGAGAUUAGGAAGCACAAUACUAGUGCUAAUCAUGAAAUGCCACAAACUCAGCAGAAGAUAGUAAGACAAUAUCGAAAUCCUAAAACUUUGGCAUUAUCAUCGAAAAUUCCUUCAUGAUUUUUGGAAGCGACAAAGGCUAGGCAUCGUAAAAAAAAUUCUUGAGAGUUAGGAUUUCAGCAAAAAUCACAGAAUCUGAAUGCGCUUAAGUUGACGUUUAAAGCACCAUGGAAAUCAAGGAUGAAGCAGAAUGAUGCAAAAUUUGGAAAUGCUUCCUUUGAUCCUAAUCUCCAAAUAGUUGGACAUAGAUAA